AUGAACACGUUGUUGUUGCCUUACAAUCUUACUGGACCGAAAUGGCUGGGUAAGCGAAUUGCUAAUGUCUUCUGGAGAAAAUUAUGGAGACGUCCUACGCCUAACAAGAUGAUUCAGUCCUUAUUUGAAGAUUUUUGGACGAGUCUGGCAGGUUUGCCAGAAGACAUAAAAGCUCACUGUGAAGAGCUUAAUGAAAAAAUACGCAAUGAUCCAUAUAUGAAGGAAAUACUCGUACCGAGAGACUAUGGGCCCCAUAGAGAACCGUUAGACGAUGUUGACUGGUUUAGGUACUGUUAUGAUCAUAAUAUUGUAGAGAAGUUACUAAGUCCAGAAUACGACCCAGCUAACUUAAUGAUUGAAGAAGCCCAGCAUAUAGAAACUAUUGAAGAAGCCCAACAUAUAGAAACUAAUAGCGAUGAUGAAGAUGAUGAUGAGUCAAUUGUUUAUUACACUGCUAGAUGUGGUGACGUGGAGGGUUUGAAGAAUGCUAUACUUUGUGGCGUCAACAAAGAUAUAAAAUAUUCAAAAGGAAUAACACCUUUACAUUUAGCCUGCCAAUACGGUCAGGUUAAGUGUGUUCAAGUUCUUAUUGAGUUUGGAGCCAAUGUGAAUGUUGUGGAUUAUAACAAAGCCACUCCUCUACAUUAUGCAGCUGAUUAUGACCAAAAAGAGUGUGUAACACUUCUAUUAGAGAAUGGAGCUUCUGUAUCCUUGCAAAACUUGUAUGACAAGACGCCUAUUCACAUUGCUCAACAAAAAAACUAUGAACACGUUCUAAAAUUACUGGAGGGGGUCUUCUUAUGA
Messenger RNA from Humulus lupulus (European hop), 804 nucleotides. RefSeq names its product ankyrin repeat domain-containing protein 2A-like. Bases 1 to 804 code for a protein of 267 amino acids. The record is from RefSeq and is a predicted model, not a curated record. Gene Ontology annotation, molecular function: protein binding. Lineage: Eukaryota; Viridiplantae; Streptophyta; Magnoliopsida; Rosales; Cannabaceae. The transcript has 7 exons.